AUGGCUUUUAUAACACCAAAAGCCACAUGCUUCAAGCAUCUUCAUCGAUCGUCGACGUAUUUCCUCAUUGAGCAUAAUGCGGGCAAUGCGGAUAUGGGCUCUGGAGAUCAAGAGGCAUUCUGCCAGGCUGUAAACAGGUCGCGUUCAUCGAAGCUGGAAGCGCCACAUCCGGAUCUGGAAAUAGGUGAUUCUCUUUCUUGCACUGCCACACCUGGUAUCAAGCCCGAAGAAGAAAAUGCAGUUUCAGAACUGGCUCGAGCUGCACACGUGCGUCAAGUCAGGCGUCUCACUCGCUGGGACAUCACCUCUCCUGAAAGUUUCGAUGAGCAACUCCCAGAGAGCUGA
This is a messenger RNA of Pseudocercospora fijiensis CIRAD86, 345 nucleotides long. RefSeq lists its product as uncharacterized. Bases 1 to 345 code for a protein of 114 amino acids. Lineage: Eukaryota; Fungi; Ascomycota; Dothideomycetes; Mycosphaerellales; Mycosphaerellaceae. The record is from RefSeq and is a predicted model, not a curated record. The transcript is spliced from 7 exons.